Molecule: messenger RNA, 1224 nt
Organism: Morchella importuna
Lineage: Eukaryota; Fungi; Ascomycota; Pezizomycetes; Pezizales; Morchellaceae
Exons: 6
Coding region: 1-1224 (407 amino acids)
Molecular function (GO): protein binding
Source: RefSeq, a predicted model, not a curated record
AUGGAAGGACCCGGGGAGGAAGAGGAAGGUGAAUAUUUAAGAGCUUGGCCGGGGUCUGAGCUGAGUAUUUCAAUUCAGCAUCUACAGCUCACUAAGCACUACAGCUCUCUCUCCCCAAACACUCCCUCCGAGUUCUUCCCUGCCCCUGCCCGUCUCUACAACAAGCAGAGCCUCAGCUUCUUGGCCUGCAUAAGCAUUCCCUUGGCGACAACGCCAGAUCCAUUCACUACACAGACCCCCUCAACACACAAUGGACAUCGACAGCUCCUCCGCCCCUCGCCCCGAACGCGCCGACUCCCCCCCCGUGCCCGCCGCCCCGAAUACGAAGCCAGCUACACUCUAACCGGCCACACCCUCGCCGUCUCCGCCAUCAAGUUCUCCCCCGACGGCAAAUGGCUCGCCAGCAGCUCCGCCGACAAGACACUCAAGAUCUGGCACGCCAAAACCGGCAAAUACGAACAAACCUUCCACGGGCACCUCGCCGGCAUCUCCGACCUCGACUGGUCUCCGGACUCCCUCACCCUCGUCUCCGGCAGCGACGACAAGACCAUCCGCCUCUGGGACGUGCAGGCCUGCAAAUCCAUCAAGCUCCUGCGCGGCCACCACAACGCAAUCUACUCUGUGUCGUUCUCGCCGCGCGGCAACAUUGUCGCGAGCGGGUCGUACGACGAGGCCGUGCGGCUGUGGGACAUCCGCUCCGGGCGCUGCAUGAAGACGCUGCCCGCGCACAGCGACCCCGUGAGCGGCGUGCACUUUAAUCGCGAUGGCACGCUGAUUGUCAGCUGCUCGCACGAUGGGCUGAUACGCGUGUGGGAUGUGAGCACGGGGCAGUGUUUGAGGACGAUUGUGGAGGAGGAUAAUGCCCCGGUCAUGGGGGUGAGGUUUAGCCCGAAUGGGAAGUAUUUGGUGGCGGGGACGCUGGAUAGUUGUGUGAGGCUGUGGGAUUAUCAUAGGGGCAAGUGUCUGAAGACGUAUAUGGGCCAUAGGAAUGAGAAGUAUAGUAUUACGCCGGCGUUUGUGGUGGGCGGUGGGGGGAGCUUUGUGAUCGCGGGCUCGGAGGACUCGGACGUGUAUCUGUGGGAUGUGCAGAGCAAGGACGUGGUGCAGAUCCUAAUCGGCCAUGACGACGUCGUUCUCGGUGUUGCGGCCCAUCCCACGGAGAAUAUUGUGGCCAGCUGCGGCCUGGACCGGACUAUCAGGAUAUGGAUUGACGAGAGCUGCUGA